AUGAGAUUCCCCAAUAUCAUGCUAAGACUAGCUAGGAUUUCCAGAAGAAGAUGCCAUUCAUUUGAUGAGAAAUAAAAAGGAAUAUCGAAAAUUCGCGUGGCUGAAGCUGAAGCAGCUACUUUCGAAGUAACAGAAAGAAAAGCAACAACUAGAGUGGGAGAGUCAGAGUCGAAAAAAGGAUUCCUCACUUCUUUGUCUCAUUCAAAACCGUGCAUGAGACUUUCAUCUCGCAAGGCUCCUAAGUGAUAAAAGAAAGAAAAACUCAUCUUGUUUCUUUUUUGAUUACCUUCCUCGCGUAUGUAUAUAUACCUGGAGUAUAAUCCCGUGUAAUUAUACAGAAGAUUGCAAGCAACUUGGUGCAUGGGAAAAUUUCUCUAUUCGACCAACUUUUUCUUAAUCCCUUCAGUGGAUUUGAGUAAAGAGUCCUCAAGUACUCUCCAAUCAUGGAACACCCUAUUUUAAGAGUAAAUUAGAAGAAAACAUUCAAAGGAUUUUAAGAUAGGGCACUUCCAAUAGACGGCUUUGAUCAUAUUGUUCCUAUGACCGAUGCUCCCAUCAUUCUCCCAUUUUAUAACCUGAAUGGUGGAAAACUGAAGUGUGCAGAACCUUCAGCCAUUUAUUUUUAAAAGAUAUUUUAAAUUCAAUUUCUAAGAUAAAUUUAAAGUAAUCACCCCAACGCGCAACUCAAAGAAUGUCCACUCUCUUUUCCUUGAUAAUAUAUUUCAGUAAAUGUGUAACUUAGAUGCUUCAUAUCCUCUAGAGCAUUAGAGGAAAGGUCGAUCCUCGAACAUCAGGGCGUUGAGUUUUUAUAAGUAGCUAGUUAAGAGCUUUUUGGGACUUCAUUGCUCAUCUAUCUAUAGAUUGCUGCCUUUCCUUGGUGAUGUCAAUUCGGGACUACACACUGUCCAUCUCUGCCCAGUAAUAAUCCGCACUCAACGGACGAAUAAAAACAAAGUAGUUUUUUGUGUGAUCCGUAGGGUGGAACGAAGGCACCUCCCUCAUGGAUUCGACGGUUGCGUCAUGCAAUGCAAGAAGCUGGACGGCCGGGGACGGGGGCCAGAGAUAACGCCAUUAAUUUGUCUCCAAAGGCUGUGUAGGCUCCGAAAAGUUAGAGGGGGAGAGAGAGAGAGAGAGAGAGAGACGAUGGGCUCCACAGGCUGCGAAGAGACGUAGAGGAGACGUAGAGGAGAAGCCGAAGAGGGCGAGGAGAGCGGGUCAUUUACCCUACUUACCCAGUGACGGAGAGUGGCGUACAGCAGGUGAACGUGGAGAAAUUGAGGGGAAAAGCAUGAGGGGAAGAAUGAGGCGGCAGAGAAGGGACAAACGAGGCUCUCUGGUGAGGGAACCAGGCUAUCCAGGCUUCACCUCUCUCUCAACGUCUCUCUCUCUCUCGCUUGCUCAUUAACCUCAAGAGUUAAAGAAAAUGACAAAAAAUAUUUAAAGAAAACGACAAAAAUAUGUAAAGAAAAUGACAAAAAAUAUUUACUCACGUAUCCGGCGCGUCAUUUGAGUAGCUUGGAACGUGUCUGUGUCUGUGGGUCUCCCGAUGUCUAUUAAUGACUUCGUCACUAGACGGCGAUACGCCAGAGCAACCCUCCCCCUCUCCACUGCCAGCUUCUUGAUCCUGAUCAGACAGACGAUAGGACCAGCGCUCCUUCUUGGAGAGAGAGAGAGAGGGGAGUGAGAUUGGAUCACAACAAACUCGUUUUCGGUCUCUCUUUCUCUCCCCCCCUAUAUAUAUGUGUAAAAAUAUGUGA
Molecule: messenger RNA, 1757 nt
Organism: Spirodela intermedia
Lineage: Eukaryota; Viridiplantae; Streptophyta; Magnoliopsida; Alismatales; Araceae
Source: the annotation of a GenBank genome assembly